UCUCUCAUGAGGCUGUCGCCAUGAAAGCAUUUCUGUGAUAACCAAAGUUAAAUUCCGUUUUCACAUUCAAUCACUUUUCUUUAUAGGUUCUUUCACCCCCACAAACACUUAUUCAUUUUUAACAAGCUUCAAUCUUCUCUCUCUCUCUCUCUCUCAAUUCUGUCUCUUCACCACCCUUCUCCACUCACAAAUAUAGGUGGUGAGGAUGUCGACUCCGGCAAGGAAGAGACUGAUGAGGGAUUUUAAGAGGUUGCAACAAGAUCCUCCUGCUGGCAUCAGUGGAGCUCCUCAGGACAAUAAUAUCAUGCUUUGGAAUGCUGUGAUCUUUGGACCAGAUGACACCCCUUGGGAUGGAGGUACGUUCAAGUUGACACUUCAGUUCUCAGAGGAUUAUCCUAACAAACCACCUACUGUGCGCUUUGUUUCUCGAAUGUUUCAUCCAAACAUUUAUGCAGAUGGCAGCAUAUGCUUGGAUAUUUUACAAAAUCAGUGGAGUCCAAUUUAUGAUGUAGCUGCAAUACUUACCUCAAUCCAGUCAUUGUUGUGUGAUCCAAACCCAAACUCGCCAGCAAAUUCUGAAGCUGCUCGGAUGUUCAGCGAAAACAAGCGCGAAUACAACAGAAGAGUGCGUGAGAUUGUUGAGCAGAGUUGGACUGCUGAUUAACCAUACCAUAUGGCAUUGACCUGACAAUGGCUGUUAUAAAACAAAAGGAUUUGAUUGAAUAACCACCAGACUAUUACAAACAACAACUAUGCUUUACUUGCCCUUGAUUUGACUGUGUGUUUGCUCAAACUUCAUAUGAAUUAAACAUUCCACCAUGUUGUGCACAUUCUUGCUUUUGUCGACACCUUCAUCUUUGUGGUUUGUUUCAUCAUUACGACGAAAGACAGCAUAGUUAACAGACAACUUCGGUUUGCCCCUAAACAGAAGGGGAUGAAUUUCUUUAACAAAA
This is a messenger RNA of Cicer arietinum (chickpea), 953 nucleotides long. RefSeq names its product ubiquitin-conjugating enzyme E2 2. Lineage: Eukaryota; Viridiplantae; Streptophyta; Magnoliopsida; Fabales; Fabaceae. The record is from RefSeq and is a predicted model, not a curated record.